GUUAAGAUCCGGCUCCCCGUUGCCGGUGCCAUGGAGGCGGCGGUGGCGGUGGAAGUCGAAAAUGAGGACGGCGACAGCAGCUGCGGGGACCUGUGCCUCCUAGACAAAGGCCUGCGGAGCAUAUCAGAGUUAUCUUUAGAUUCAGCUCUUCAUACCAUCAAUCUUCGCUGCAAUAAUAUCUCCAAAAUAGAAGCGCUUGAUCAUAUUUGGAAUUUACAACAUUUAGAUCUGUCAUCUAAUCAAAUCAGUCAAAUCGAAGGGCUAAGCACACUGUCAAAUCUAUGCACCUUGAAUUUAUCCUGCAACUUGAUCACAAGAGUAGAAGGACUUGAAGAACUAGUCAAUCUGACUAGACUGAAUUUAUCCUAUAAUCAGAUAAACGAUCUUAGUGGGUUGAUCCCUCUUCAUGGAGUUAGGCAUAAACUUCGACACAUUGACCUACAUGGUAAUUGUAUAGAUAGCAUUCAUCACUUACUUCAGUGUACAAUAGGACUGCACUUCCUGACUUAUCUUAUUUUGGAAAAAAAUGGAGAUGAUAAUCCUGUGUGUCAUGUGCCAGGUUAUAGAGCUAUCAUUCUCCAGACUUUGCCGCAGCUUAGAAUCCUGGAUUGCAAGAACAUAUUUGGUGAACCAGUAAAUCUGUCGGAAAUAAACGUCUCCCACCUGCAGUGCUUGGAAGGUCUUUUGGAUAAUUUAGUUUCCUCUGAUUGUCCCCUAAAUACAAGUGAAGAGGAGACCAUAGAUAGUGUGCCGGUAGUUUCCUCAAACAUUGAUCAGAUAGUUCCCUUGGAUCAGUUUGCUUGCACGCCAACAGAUACUGCUUUGACGUCCAUCGAUUCUGUAUGUCCGUCUUCAGAGCCGGAGAAAAUUAAUCAUGAAAACGAUUUUCAGAAUGAGAUGAAACUUCUGAAAAUAGAUGAUCAAAUUUCACAGCUUCUCACCCAAACAUAUAAGUCUUUAAUAGAUAAUGUUCCUGAGAAAGAGUUGAGACCAAAAGGAGACCCAGAUGUAACUUCUGAAAGUGACACUGGAAACAGAAAAGAAAUCAAUAGAAAAAUUUCUCGAAGAUCUAGAUUACCAUAUUAUCCGAAAACUGCUCAAGCCAUUAGGCAUCACAAUAGAAACAACCCUUUUAUAAGUUGUAAUCGUAAAAUUAAACAACCAUAUUUUAAAGAAUUAUAUGUAAGAUCAUCUUUAGCAAACUGUAAUGUAUUAACGGAAGCAGAACAACCAAGGACUGAAAUAAUUAAAGUAGAAAAAAGUAGCUCAGAAGACACCACUUACCGGUCUCUUGUUGAACAGCUAGAGCAAGAGAGAGAGAAGAGAUGGAAAGCUCAACAAACUGAAAAGAAACUAAUGGACUAUAUCAGUGAAUUGCAUAAGAAUGCGAAAGAAAAGAAAGAUGUCCACAGUCUGGCUCUGCUUACCACAGAUAGACUAAAAGAAAUUAUUUUUAAGGAGAGGAAUGCCAAAGUACAACUCGAAGUUAUGGUUCACACACUUCAGAAUGAAAUUAAAAAACUAACUGUUGAAUUGCUUAAAGCGAGAGAUCAACAAGAAGGUCACCUUAGAGACUUAAGAACCCUGGAAAAGGCAUUAGAGAAAUUGGAGAGGCAAAAGGUUCAUCAGCAGGUGGCUCAGAGAAGACUUAUCGAAGAGGUAGAGCUCAAAGCUUCAGCUGCUGAUAGAGAAAUAAACCUACUUAGAAAUUCCCUUCAUCAAGAAAAGGAAAAAUUGCAACAGCUUCAUGAACUUUUUGCAGUGAAAGAACAAGAACAUAGGAAAGAACUUGAAACCAGGGACAUUUUUAGUGAAGCUGACUUCCAGGAUGCCUUAGCGAAAGAAAUAUCCAAACGAGAGAGCAAGCAUGAGAAAGAUAUAAAAGAAUACCAAGAGAAAAUUGAACUGUUAAUACAGCAGUAUAUGGAUUUAGAAGAUGAAUUCCGAAUUGCUCUGACUGUUGAAGCCAGAAGAUUUAAAGAUGUUAAAGAUGGUUUUGAAAAUGUUGCAACAGAAUUAGCGAAGAGCAAACAUGCUCUUGUUUGGGCUCAACGAAAGGAAAAUGAAUCUUCCUCUUUAAUUAAAGAUCUGACCUCUAUGGUAAAGGAGCAAAAAACAAAACUUGCAGAAGUUUCCAAAUCGAAGCAGGAAACAGCUGCAAAUUUACAGAAUCAGAUCAAUACUCUCGGCCUUCUGAUUGAAGACGACAAGCAGAAGAGUAUUCAAAUAGAGCUUCUCAAGCAGGAGAAGGUCCAGCUGAUCUCGGAGCUCGCGGCCAAGGAGUCACUCAUUCACGGCUUGCGGACAGAAAGAAAAGUGUGGGGACAGGAGCUGGCCCAGCAGGGUGCUACUCUGGCCCAAAAUCGUGGAAAUUUAGAAGCCAAAGUUGAAAAUUUAUGUAGAGAGAAUGAAACUCUUCGAAAGACAAAUGAGCGUGAUUGUGAUGCUUUAAGAAUUAAAAGCAAAAUUAUAGAUGACCAAACCGAUACCAUCAGGAAAUUGAAAGAUUGUUUACAGGAAAGAGAUGAAGACAUUAAAACAUUACAAGAAAAAAUUUCCGAAAUACAGAGAUGUGCACAGGAACAACUUGAGGAAAAAUCUUCACAACUAGAUAUUGUGAUCGAGAAAUUAGAAAGACACAAUGAAAGAAAAGGAUUGCUGAAACAACAGUUGAAAGAAAAGGAAGAAGAGCUUGAAGAAAUUAGAAAUGCUUAUAGUACACUCAAUCAGAAGUGGCAAAAUAAAGGAGAACUUCUAAGUCUUCUUGAAGUGCAAGUAAAGGAAGUGAAGGAAAAAUUUGAAACCAAGGAAAGGAAACUUAAGGAGGAAAGAGACAAAAGUAUUGAAAUACAAAAGAAUGCACUAGAAAAGCUUCAUAGUAUGGAUGAUGCCUUUAAAAAACAAGUUGAUGCAAUUGCUAUGGCUCAUCAAAACGAAAUAUUACAACUAUCAAAUGAAAAACAGAAGUACCUUGAAUCUGCGAAUGAGAAGGUUUACCAAGUUGAAGAAGAAAUGCGUGGGCUUCUGGAAGAAACAAGCAAAAACAAAAGAUCUUUGGAAGAAAAAAUUAGGCAACUUGCUUGUGCUCUGUGUGAAAUUCAGCAAGAACUGUGAUGGCCUGAGAACAAAACUACUGGAAGUGGACCAGCACCCUACUGUAUAAAAAUGAUUAAAUAUUGUACAAGUAGUAACUGUAUGACUUUGAAA
Messenger RNA from Echinops telfairi (small Madagascar hedgehog), 3207 nucleotides. RefSeq names its product leucine rich repeat and coiled-coil centrosomal protein 1 (gene LRRCC1). The record is from RefSeq and is a predicted model, not a curated record. Gene Ontology annotation, molecular function: protein binding. The transcript has 19 exons. Bases 31 to 3114 code for a protein of 1027 amino acids. Lineage: Eukaryota; Metazoa; Chordata; Mammalia; Afrosoricida; Tenrecidae. Gene Ontology annotation, cellular component: centrosome; cytoplasm.